Molecule: messenger RNA, 918 nt
Organism: Verticillium dahliae VdLs.17
Lineage: Eukaryota; Fungi; Ascomycota; Sordariomycetes; Glomerellales; Plectosphaerellaceae
Product: mannitol dehydrogenase
Exons: 4
Coding region: 1-918 (305 amino acids)
Biological process (GO): alcohol metabolic process
Molecular function (GO): zinc ion binding; alcohol dehydrogenase (NADP+) activity
Source: RefSeq, a predicted model, not a curated record
AUGAACGACUACAAGUUUGAGGGAUGGCUGGGCCACGACGCUUCAAGCGCCGAAGGCAAGAUGGUCUGGGGCGAAUUCGAGCCCAAGAAGUGGACUGAGGAAGACGUUGACAUUCAAGUCUCCCACUGCGGCAUCUGCGGUUCUGACUUGCACACUCUGAAGUCUGGCUGGUUCCCCACUCCCUACCCGUGCUGCGUUGGCCACGAAAUCGUCGGCAAAGCCGUCCGCGUAGGCCAGAACGUCAAGAACAUCAAGGUCGGCGACCGUGUCGGUGUCGGCGCCCAGGCACGGAGCUGCCGAAAGGACGACUGCCCUCAAUGCUCCAACGGCCAGGAAAUUACUGCAACCGCGAGAUGCACUUAUGGCUCUGUGUACCCUGGCGACGAGGGCAAGUCCUACGGUGGGUAUGCGGACUAUAACCGCACCAACGGACGUUUUGUCAUAAAGAUCCCAGACGGUCUGUCCUCCGAGUCCGCGGCGCCCAUGCUAUGCGGUGGCAUCACCGUCUUCGCACCCCUUCGAAAUAACGGCUGCGGACCUGGCAAGACGGUGGGCAUUGUCGGCGUGGGCGGCCUCGGCCAUUACGGCAUUCUGUUCGCGAAGGCGCUGGGCGCCGACAAGGUCGUUGGUAUUUCGAGAAAAGCAUCGAAGAAAGCGGAUGUGCUGAGCCUUGGCGCCGAUGCGUAUAUCGCGACAGAUGACGACAAGGACUGGGCCAAGGAGAAUGGCCGCACCCUGGACCUAAUCAUCUCGACCGUCUCGAGCCCGAAGAUGCCCUUGACGGACUAUCUCGGCCUCCUCAAAGUCGGCGGUACCCUCAUCCAGGUUGGACGGUGGAGAGCUCCCUCCCAUCAACGCCUUCACACUGCUUGCCAGCCAGUACAAGAUUGGCGGCAGUGGUAUCGGUUCACCGUCUGA